AUGAAGUUAGCUAGUAUUUUUGCUGCAUCUUGCGUCCUUUUAGCCGCUAUGGCUCAAGCCAAGCCCGUUUACAACCGGGGUCCAACUGGUCCUAACGGCGUCAAGUAUGUCAAGGGUCGCCAAUUCGAUCGCAUCUUUCAAAUGGUUCUUGAAAACCACGAUGUUUGGCCCGUUCACGCCGAUCCCUGGUUCGGUGAAUUCUGGAAGAAGGAUAAUCAUCGUCUUCUCGGUAACUACCACGCCAUUACUCACGUUUCUCAGCCCAAUUAUAUCAAUAUGAUUGCCGGUUCUGAUUUUGGUGAUAAUCUCUACAAUGCUGUGGAUGGCAACCCCGAUGCCAUGUCCAACAUCGACAUCCUCGCCGGUUCUGACUUCCCUGUCACCUUCCCUGAUAGUACCAAGACCAUUAUUGAUGUCUUGGAGGAAGCUGGUAUCUCUUGGAGAGCUUAUGCUGAAGGCUAUCCUAUCAGACAGGGAUGUGACUUUGACUACUUACCUGGUGUACCUGACUUUGUCUGGACCGAAGGCAACCACACCUAUACUCGCAGACAUUUCCCCUUUAUCUCUUUCCCUAGCAUUACCAGUAAGCAAGAGCGUUGCAACAACCUCUUCAACUCUGACCAAUUCUUUGAGGAUUAUAAGAAUGGUGAACUACCCCAAUAUAUUUACUAUGUUCCUAACUUGGAGAACGACAUGCAUGACAGCAACACCACAUAUGGUUCUCUUUACAUCCAAAAGACCUGGAGCAAGAUUUUUGAGGAAGAGUACUUUAACGAAAAUGCUUUGAACAUCUUGACCUUUGACGAGUCUGCCAACUUCACCUUGAGUGAUAUGAACAACCAGAUCUACACCACCAUCUGGGGGUCUGGUGUCGAGACCAAGUCCACCUGGGAUCACAUUGACUGGGCUUACUACAACCACACUUCUCUCAUCUCCACCAUCGAGGAUAAUUGGACCGGUAAGAUCGGCCAACUCGGCACUAAUGACACCUUUGCUAAUGUUAUUAGCGUCAAACAACCAUGGACCAAUUAG
Messenger RNA from Umbelopsis ramanniana AG, 1032 nucleotides. RefSeq lists its product as uncharacterized. The transcript has 6 exons. Gene Ontology annotation, molecular function: hydrolase activity, acting on ester bonds. The coding region runs from base 1 to 1032 and encodes 343 amino acids. Gene Ontology annotation, biological process: phospholipid catabolic process. Lineage: Eukaryota; Fungi; Mucoromycota; Umbelopsidomycetes; Umbelopsidales; Umbelopsidaceae. The record is from RefSeq and is a predicted model, not a curated record.